AUGAGCGUCCGCGACUUGCGGUCGCCUUCGGCGACGACUCCGUUACUUCAAGCAGCCGAGCCGCACCCAUCUGCACCGCAUCCGACCCUAUCAUCUGUAGACGGCUGCGACUCGAGCAAGCAGGGGCAGGCGCACAUUGUGGUACUUGGGGGGUCUGCCAGCAGGCACGGGCAGGGGGGCGCGGAUGGCGAUGGGGGCGCGCAAGUGCGCGAGGGGCACUGGGGGGAUGCGCAGGUGCCGGAGCACGGCAGCGCGCACGCGGGUGCGCACGGGCACGGCGAGGUGGCGCACGUGGGGUCGGCGUGCAGGACGCUGGGCAACGUGGUGAUCUCGAUCGUGGGCGCAGGCGUGCUGGGGCUGCCCUUCACGUUCCGCCAGGCCGGGUGGCUCGUGGGGUCGUGCGCCAUCGCCGGUAGCGCGUCGCUCAGCUUCCACUGCAUGAUGCUGCUGGUGCGCGCCGUGACGGAGCGGGGGCGGCCGGGCGAGAACAUGCGGAGGAGGGAUCGGAAAAGGGGGGAAGGGAAGGGAAAUGGGAGAGGGGGGAUACAGGGCGGGAUAAGGACGGUGCGGUGUCGGCGGCUGGUGGCGGAGAGGGGCGGCGGCGUGAUCAACACGUACGGCGACCUGGGCUACCACGCGUGCGGGCAGGUGGGGCAGCGCGCGGUGGACGUGUUGGUGCUGGUGUCGCAGGGCGGGUGCUGUGUGGCGUACCUCAUCUUCGUGGGCGAGAACCUCGCCUCCAUCCUGCCCGCCUGCCCCACGCUGCCUGGUGCCUCCGUCAAGACCACCCUCAUCCUGCUGCUCUCGCCCCUGCAGGUGCUUCUAGCGUGGGUGCGCUCGCUCACGGGCCUCGCGCCCUUCAGCAUAUUCGCUGACGUCGCCAACCUGCUUGCCAUGGCCGUGGUCAUCCGCGAUGACGUCAGCAGCUUCACGCGCCCCACAGCAGUGUACCCGUGGACAGGGCUGGCAGCGGUGCCCUUCGCCCUGGGCGUGGCGUGCUACUGCUACGAGGGCUUUGCCAUGACGCUGCCGCUCGAGGCGUCCAUGAAGGACCGCCGCAAGUUCCCCCUGGUGCUGGGCGGGGGCAUCUUCUGCAUCACGCUGCUCUACAUCGCGUUUGGCAUCGUGGGGUACGUGGCGUUCCAGGACGGCACCAAGGAGAUCAUCACGCUCAACCUGCCGCGCGACCUCUCCACCGACAUCGUGAAGCUGGGGCUGUGUGUGGGGCUCUUCUUCACGUUCCCCGUGAUGAUGCACCCGGUGCACGAGAUCUUUGAGCGCCGCCUCAUGCUCACGCCCGCCUUCCAGCGCCAUGUGCAGCCCUACCCGCGCCUGCGCCGAUUCCUCCUGCGCUCCGUGCGCUCCCUCAUCGUGCUGGCUGCGGCCGUGGUGGCGGUGCAGGUGCCGGGCUUUGCCACGUUCAUAGCGUUUGUGGGGUCGUCUGUGUGCGCGCUGCUGGCGUUUGUGCUGCCCGCCACCUUCCACCUGCAGAUCCUGGGCCGCGACGCCACGUGGGCAGCCAUCUGCUCCGACUCCGCCCUCAUUGCGUUUGGCUUGGCCUUUGCUGUCUAUGGCACCUACUCCACCAUCUGGACCGGGGCGCGGGAUCUCCGUUCGUCAGUCGGGGCCAUACCAGCCAGCGCGAUCACACCUCAACCUCCGCCGUGCUUCGUGUACGCAUCCGGUCCAGGCACCGUCUCCCCGGUCCUUAUGAAGUCGUCCUCGCGCAACUACUUCGCCGCGCUCUCGUCGCCCGACGCGGAUGCGCCCGACUGCACCCCGCCGCUCUCGCCGACUCGCGAACCUGCUGCGACCAGUCGCGAUGCCGCCGCGCCUGUCAGCGCCGGGUCGCCUCCCGCCGUGCCUCGCACCGUCGAACCGGCCGUGCUCGCCGGCGGCCCGUCCGCCCAGGCGACGGGGCAUGGCGGCGGGGGACGCGGCGAGGACGGCGGGGACGCGCGUCAAGACGACGACGGUGACUGGCGGGUGGUGGGCGACACGAGCGGCGCAAGGAACGCGGGGGGCGGUGCGGCGACACCUGCGAAGGUGGCAGCCGUGGCGGCGAGCGAGGCGCGCGCGGCGCAGGCGGUGGAGGUGAAGCUGCGACGGCCGCUGAUAUGGGUGGACCUGGAGAUGACCGGGUUGGACGUGCAGCGGGAUCACAUACUGGAGAUCGCGUGCGUCGUCACGGACGGGGACCUCAAGCAGCGCUUCGAGGGGCCGGACCUGGCGGUGCAUCAGAGCGAGCAGGUGCUGGCGGGCAUGAACGAGUGGUGCCAGCACCACCACCACGCCAGCGGGUUGGUGGAGCGAGUGCGAAGCAGCACAGUCACCUUGGCAGACGCAGAGCAGAAGGUGCUGGCGUUUGUGAGGCGCUACUCUCAGGAGGGCCAUGCAUCGCUGGCAGGCAACUCCAUCUACGUGGACCUCAUGUUCCUGCAGAAGCACAUGCCGCGCCUGGCAGCGCACUUCUCGCAUGUGCUCGUGGACGUCAGCUCCGUGAGAGCCUUGGCACAGCGCUGGUACCCCAAAGCGGCGGAGAGUGCACCGCGCAAGGAGCAGCGGCAUCGGGCACUGGAGGACAUCAACGAGAGCAUCAACGAGCUCAAGCACUUCCGAGCCACCAUCUUCAAACAGCCCCGCCCCUCCAAGCAUGCUUGA
Molecule: messenger RNA, 2661 nt
Organism: Closterium sp. Yama58-4
Lineage: Eukaryota; Viridiplantae; Streptophyta; Zygnematophyceae; Desmidiales; Closteriaceae
Source: the annotation of a GenBank genome assembly